Messenger RNA from Durusdinium trenchii, 1605 nucleotides. Lineage: Eukaryota; Dinophyceae; Suessiales; Symbiodiniaceae. The record is from the annotation of a GenBank genome assembly.
AUGUUCAGCCCGGACAGCUUGCAUAUCAUCAAGCAUGACCUUCAGACCGGAGUUGCCUCAGAUGGCAACGUGACUGGAAGUCGUGGUCAUAAGAUUGUCAUCAGAGGUGCUUCAGGGCAAGAAUGUUGGCAAACCGCGCGGUCUCAAAUUCUCUACAAGUUUCUGGCUGCAGGACAGUGCAAACUUGUGGAUCGCAUUGAUUUAUCGGAUGUGAAAGUCAGCAGCUGGCUGGGAAAACAAAUGGAACAAAUGACCAUGCGUCAGGACUGCGCAUACAAAGGGGUGCCAUUGAACCGUAUGGCACCACAGCGUGGCUUGCGAAUUGAAGAACUUGCAUUGGAGGUGGAUCGAAUUCUCCAUCCAGAUUGUGCGGGUGCUCGUGAUGAAGACCUUUUUGAUGAACUGUGGCUUGCAAUCUACAGCCCCUUUGGCAUUCAUUUUCUACAGCAUCCUGGUGGCAAGGACCCCUACAUCAGAGGCUUGUCCUACGCCUUGGUGCAUGGAAUGUACAUCAAGCUCCUGCUUUGGCCGGUCUUCUUGUGCUACGACUACUCCAUGGAUGCUGUGCCACUGGUGGAAUCUUUGCAGGACGCGAGACUGCUGCUGCCCUGCGCAGCAUACCUGGGCUUCGUGUUGUGCGGAUGUCACACGCUGCAACGCCUGACCGUGCGCGGCGCGCACAGCGCGAAGGGCGCCGUGCUGGGCCUGGCGAUCUUCGUCUUGAGCUUUUUGCCCAUGACGAACCUGCUCUUCCCCAUCGGCACCUUAGUGGCUGAGCGGCUGCUGUAUUUGCCCUCCAUCGGUUUUCUGGUCGUCCUUGUGUGCUUCGCCUACGACUGGGCUCGAGGUCCUGUCCGCUGGUUGGCUUUCCUGUUGGCCGGCAUGCUGCUCGCGUGGUGGUGGUGGCUAUGCCACGCACGGGUCGGGGAUUGGAGGACUGUGGAGCAGAUCACUCUGGUGGACGGCUUGAAGCAACUGAGGUCCUCCAGGACGCAGUUCAACCUGGCCAACCUCUAUUUGCAGUCGCAACGUAUGGACGAGGCCUUAGCCGCCUAUCGCCGCGCGGUGGCCGCAGAUCCGCAGGAGCGCGAUUCGCAGCCGCUCUACCAUGCGGGGCAAAUCCUGAUGUACAAAGGGCACUACCAGGAGGCGGAGACCCUUCUCCACAAGGCGGUCACCGGCUACUUCAGCCCGCUGACCUUGCACGAGGAGGAGGUCUGGCACGACUAUGCGUUGGCCUUGUGGCACGUGGGGAAGCACAUGGAAGCGGCGGAGAACUUCCAGAACGCCAUCAUCACGAACCCCAGCUUUCCCAAAGGGCAUAACAACCUGGCAUGUGCACUGGUCCUUUUGGGGCUCUCCAGCCAACCGGUGAACAUGCCACUGGUGCAACAAGGGCUUCAAGCCGCAGAACACGCGAUCACCUUGGCUCCUCUGGUGCCGCUCUACUGGCGCAACGCCGCGGUGCUCCUGUCGCUCGCCGGCGACCUCGCCGCGGCACAGGGCGCCUGGGAGCGCUUCCGGCAGAUGGAUGCGCCCACAGCGGCGCGGGAGGAGGUGCAGGGCAUACCCCGAGAUUGCACCUGGGAGUUCUAUUUCCGCUGA